AUGGUGUACACAAGGUGGAAAACGCAAGACGAUGCUGGAGCAACAUUGGAGGACAUUGCUCGUCUCGAAAUUGCGAUGGGGCUUGGCAUUCUCUCUAAUACGGUUCCCGCCUGCUUCUGGGUUAUCUUUGACAUUUUCUCGCGCCCUGAUUUACUCAAAGAACUGCGCGAGCAAAUACAACGGACUUCGCUGUCUGUCGACUGCGACGGUGUCCAUACCGUCGAUAUGGCUGCAGUUCAAGAUAACUGUCCACUGCUGCUGGCAUCAUUCCAAGAGACGCUUCGGGUUCGAUCAAAUUCAGCUCAGUUACGAGUGGUUCACACGGAAACCGUCUUAGAUGAAUCUUGGCUGAUCAACGCCGGCUCAGUACUUGUGAUUCCAGCUUCAUUGAUCAAUAAAAGUGAAUCUGUAUGGGGACCAAACGCCAACGAGUUCGAUCCUCACCGAUUCAUCACUGAAGCCCCAAAAAGCAAAGCAUCGGCGUUUAUGUCAUUUGGUAUAUCCCCGAACAUGUGUGCUGGUCGUCACUUGGCUACAAGUGAGAUCAUUGCUCUUACGGCCAUGUUAAUUUUGCAGUUUGACAUCUGUCCUCCCGAGGGCACCUGGAAAGCACCACUCGUCAAUACGAAGGCAAUAGCUGCAGCAUUGAGCCCACCGGCGGAUAAAUAUUCCGUAACGAUUCAAGAGAGAGAACAAUUCAGAGGGGUGAAAUGGAAUUUUGUGGCUGCAUCGGGAAGGCAGAAUUUGAUCGUUGGAUAG
This is a messenger RNA of Penicillium cataractarum, 759 nucleotides long. RefSeq lists its product as uncharacterized. Gene Ontology annotation, molecular function: iron ion binding; oxidoreductase activity, acting on paired donors, with incorporation or reduction of molecular oxygen; heme binding. Bases 1 to 759 code for a protein of 252 amino acids. The transcript has a single exon. The record is from RefSeq and is a predicted model, not a curated record. NCBI's taxonomy places the organism in Eukaryota, Fungi, Ascomycota, Eurotiomycetes, Eurotiales, Aspergillaceae.